This is a messenger RNA of Amblyraja radiata (thorny skate), 4227 nucleotides long. RefSeq lists its product as uncharacterized. The record is from RefSeq and is a predicted model, not a curated record. Gene Ontology annotation, biological process: regulated exocytosis. The transcript is spliced from 4 exons. The coding region runs from base 170 to 1486 and encodes 438 amino acids. Lineage: Eukaryota; Metazoa; Chordata; Chondrichthyes; Rajiformes; Rajidae. Gene Ontology annotation, cellular component: lysosomal membrane; trans-Golgi network membrane.
ACCUCGGCGUGCAAGGGGGCAGAGUCUGAGCAGUGGGCUGAGUGAGGAACGGAUCACAUUUUCUUCUUUCAAGCAAGUAGUGUGUGUGUGUGAGUCGCUGUUAGCAUGCAAGCGCCGAUGGAGUCCCACUGAAAAGAGUCCCUUUGCCAUUCAAGGUUAUCUCCGAACAAUGACUUCCCCGAGACAACCGGCCAGUAGUCACGAGCUGAAGGAGUUUGACAGCGUAAAGGAGUCAAUCACGGAUAUCAUUAACCAACUGCAGGACAUUGAUCCCAGCCGCCUCUCCUUCUCUCCGUUCUUGGACCUGGACACCCAGAUCACGCUGGCACCCAUCUCCGACAGCCCAGAGUCAUCCGUGGAAGAGCUGCACUCGUUAUCUGAUGAAAACAUCGACCACCUAACGGACCCAGCUCCAAAGGGCAAGAGGCUUCAGUUCAAUGAGGCCCACCAGAAGCUCGCGAAGCAGCAGAGUGCACCGAGCGAUGGCCGCUUGAGUCUGAUCAAGGCGGAGCUGGUGAGGAAUCACAGCUUCCCCUACACUGAAGCGAAACGCAAGCGAGUGGACAAUGUGUCGGUGGACAUCACCAGGGAGACGUCGGGCUUGCCCGGUGAGAAAGCGUCACUGCCGAGCCAAGCCCCGACCGUUCCCCAGCAGAAGGUCAACGCCAAGGUCGGGGCAGAGAACGCUGACGUCCCGGAGAAGAGCCACAACUUCACCAGCCAGGCUUCGGAGGACCAGCCGCUGCUCGGCUCGUCGGCCGACGGCGAGACCAUCGAUCUGAUUUCCAGCGACACCGAGCGCAACCCCUGUGGGGAGUCUUCGCAGAAGGGGCCGGGGGCCGGGGGAGACGGUGGCCGGAGAUGCUGCUCCUGUUGCCACUGCUGCUCUGCACCGCAAGUUAAAGCCAUCUCGUCCGUCUUUGUGGCUCUGCUCUUUACACCGUGUAUCCUCUACGGCCUCUACGUGUUUGUGCCCUUUGAACCCCCGCCCUGUCCGGACCUCACCAGCAGAAUGACCUAUACCCUGCGAUGCAACAUCAUUGCCAUCACUCCAGUCUUACUCGGUGUUGUGGUCGGGUCCCUGUCCCGGCUAUGCUCCACUGCAAUCGAUCCCUUGGACACUAACGUUCGUGCUGUUCUUAUUCAUCAGAGAUACGUUGGCAACUCCAUUGAACAGUUUAUAAUCUACUUUAUGAACAUGGCUGUGAUGGCGACCUAUCUACAUCAGGAGCACCUGAAGAUUAUUCCCAUCUUAUCAGGGCUCUUUGCAGUGGCAAGGCUGCUGUACUGGAUCACGGCUGCAUUGAGCAGCGCCUACCGUGGAUUUGGAUUUGGGCUGACGUUUUUCCCAACCUUGGCGAUGCUAGCCUACAAUUGCUACUGCAUGUAUGAGCUAGGAUUAGACCACUACUUCAUCCCAGCUGAGAAUGGAGGACCCACGCGAGCUCCCGCACCAAGACUGAGGUGGUGGGGCCUUGGGGGUUGAAUGAUCCAAUGCGAACAAUCUACACAAGGUCCUGGUGCAUUAGAUGAUCACAUUGUGUGAAUAUGGCCAUACCGAGAACAUUGAAGAAAGGCAACACUAUUCGCUUUUGUCAUCGGAGCACUGGACUCAAAUAGGUUGCUGUCUCGUGACUAUCUUAACAAGAAAACUUACCUGGAAUUUGGACUCUCUAUAUGUGCUUUUAGCUGAGAAUAACAAACAAUUGAUCCGUGUGUGUACAUGUUUUGUGCAUCUAGACAUAACACUAAUAUCCUCUUCUGUAUAAUGCAGUUCAAGUUUGUACAGAUGUCCUGAACAUCCUACACCAACCAUAGUUGGAGCCCACUUCAAUAUGUCAGGAAAUCUAUGACUAUCAAUGCAGCUGGUAGAGCUGCUGUCUCACAGCGGGUUCGAUCCUGACGACGGGUGCUGUCUGUACGGAGUUUGUACGUUCUCCCUGUGACCACGUGGGCUUCCUCCAGGUGCUCCGGUUUCGUCCCAUAUCCAAGAGGCGUGCGUUUUUUUGUAGAUUAAUUAGUCUCUGUAAAUUGCCUCUUAACGUGUAGAGAGUGGAUGGGAGUGUCGGUAACGUGGAGCUAACGUGUGUACAGGUGAAUCGGUGGUCGGCGCGACUUUGCGGGCCAAAGGGCCUGUAUCCAGGCUGAGCACCUCUGAAAAAAGCACCAUCAAAAAAGAAAAGGACUGUGUUCAUUUUUACUGCUCAGAUCAUAUUACUGCUCUUGCCAUCUGCGGUGAAUUCCACAAACCUAAAAAAAAAAAUACAAAAUUGCCAUCAACCCAGUGUUAUGAUGUCCUUCUCCAAGAGACAUUUGCAAACUCCGUAGUCUUUCCCUGAAUUGCUACCGUCUUGCGUGGAGAAACUCCACAAAAAUGUGCGUGGAUGGAUUUGUGAAGUGCCGGUCUCAGGUGCUGAGACUGCACGGAAAACAUCCUAGAAUUCCAUGAAGCCUAACAUGGUUCAGCUCAGGGAUAUUGCAAUAAAAGAGGAGGUUGUGGAAUUAGACACAAGUUACCAACAAAUAUUUCCAGUAUUUAUCACAAAUAUAUACUCAGGAAGCCCUUGACUGGACGCUGAUAACUCAGGGCUCAAAAUGCUGUAAAAUGCAGUGCGUUGAGUGGACCAGCGUCUAACUGGUAGGUACAUAAUGAUACAAAUAACCCUCAGGUUAGCAUGUUAUAAAGAACCGGCAUUGUCUGGAAUCUAUACAGAUUUUAUGGCAAGAUUCAUGACUUCUUCCAACUAAUGACACCGCAACCCAAUAUUAUUAAUAUUUUCCAUCAGCAAUAAAAUAUUCCCCAUUGCACUUGAAUUAGGAAAGAUUUAUAUUCUAAUGAAUAUUGGAGCAGGCAGUGUGAAAUAGAGCGAAGAAUGAGGUGCAUAGAUAGGGUAGAAAGUCAGCACCUUUUUUCCGCAGGGUGGAAAUGUUCGACACUAUAGGCCAUAGUUAUGAAUAAGGUGAGAGGGGGUGAGUUUAAUGGAGAUGUGCAGGGCAGGUUUUCUUACACAGGGGGCCUGGAACGUAUUGCCAUAGGUGGGAGUGGUGGCAGAUAGGAUAGUGGUGUUUAAGAGGUUUUUGGAUAGGCACAUGGAAGUGCAUGGAAUAGAGGGAUAUGGAUCAUGUACAAGCAGAUGAGAUCAGUUUGACUUGGCAUCAUGUUCGGCACAAACGUUGUGGGCCGAAGGGCCUGUUCCUGUGCUGUACUGUUGUUCUACGUACAGAUGAUGGAUGAUCACAAUCAUGCCCUAUGGACUGAUAUGUUGGAAAAAACUGCUGAUGGUGGUUUAUACCGAAGCAGACACCAAGUGCUGGAGCAACUCAGUUGGUCAAGCAGCAUCUCUGGAGAAAGUGAAUAGGUGGUGUUUCAGGUCUGAACCCUUCUUCAGACUGAAAGUAGAAGGGAUGGUGGAGGAGGAACUGGAACUAUUGAAAAGGCCAGUUUUGGUCCGGCCCUGUUUUGUUCUGGCCUUUUCCUACCUCCAGUCCGUCUGUCCCCCCGUCCGUCAGUCUGUACUGUCUGAAGAAGGGUUCCAACCCGAAACGUCACCUAUUCCUUUUCUCCAGAGAUGCUGCCUGACCCGCUGAGUUACUCCAGCACUUUGUGUCUGUCCUGUGGACUGAUGCCAUUAUUAAUUAUUAGCCAGAUUACUCCUAUUAAUUGUUAAUCUCACAGGGUUAACACUCUGAGCCUGAUCAGCACAAAAGCACAUAAUAAAAACUAAAUUUCAUACAUUUGAAGGACACUGGUCAUUUCUGAAGUUUCCAGCCUUUUGCCAAGGGGGGCUUUAACUGAUGGAUAUCUUAAAAGUAUUCUAAGUAUCUAUUCAGGGGGUAUAUUUAUGUCUCUAUGCUGAAUGAAUGGACAAAUAUAACUUAAACCAGGCACACAGACACAUAGCAUGACCCUUAUUGCUUAGAAUAAAACUAAUAAUUCACGUUGGAAUUCAGAAAGAGAGCUGGUUCAUCAACACACCUACCUCUAAGCACUGUGGUGUGUUACCCAUUUGUCAGAUACGUUCCAUAUAUAUAACUCUCGGAGCACUUGUAAUUCCAGGCAAAGUCAAGCAGAGCUAUCCUUCUCAGUGUCAGUUUAGUUUAUUGUCACGUGUACUGAGGUACAGUGAAAAGCGUGUUAUCCAGUCAGCAGAAAGACAAUACAUGAUCACAACCGAGCCAUUUAUAGAUACUGUCAGAUCCUCCAAAUGUAUUUGUUUUUCCAUCAUU